Messenger RNA from Mangifera indica (mango), 899 nucleotides. RefSeq lists its product as uncharacterized. NCBI's taxonomy places the organism in Eukaryota, Viridiplantae, Streptophyta, Magnoliopsida, Sapindales, Anacardiaceae. The record is from RefSeq and is a predicted model, not a curated record. The transcript has 3 exons. The coding region runs from base 167 to 877 and encodes 236 amino acids.
UGACACAAAUCCAAUAAGCCUAACUUUCACGCAAACAAAAAGCAACGGCACCUAAUUUUCCAACAUCUGACUUCAAAUUGCUUGUUUUCUUCGAAAUAUUUUCGUUCCUGUUUUUGUCUUCGCACAGUAAGUUUGACCCAAUAGGACACAACAACUCGAACAUACCAUGCCAAACAGUAAUCUACGGCAACGGAUACAGAACAGUGGUGGCCGUAGAUCAAGGCCGUCGCCGAGGUGGAGGGGACCCUCUAAACAGCCCAAGCAUAUUGAGAUAUUGAAGCGAUGCUCGUCGGAGCCGAGUCUGUGUAGUUUCAGCGAUGGCGAUGGAGAUGUAGCUUAUCAGAAACCAAUGCGUAUUGCGCACCAAAGAGAAGGAAUUUUGUACAGGCCACAGACAUGCUUGGACGUUUUUGCAAUGUCUCUUUCUUCGAUGGCUUUCUCUCCCCAAAAUAAUUUCAAGGGAUAUAGUAAGGAUGGUAAAGUGAUAGUUAAAGUGACAGUGGAGGGAAGUCCGGGGCCAAUCAGGGCCAUGGUUAAAUUGGGAUCCAGAGUGGAUGAAACAAUUAAGCUUGUUGUAGAUAAAUACAAUGAAGAAGGGCGGACACCCAAACUUAGCAGAGAAGAGGCAUCCUCUUUUGAGCUGCAUCACUCUUAUUUCAGCCUUCAAAGCCUGAAUAAAUCAGAGCUACUAGGAGAUGUUGGUAGCAGAACCUUCUAUCUUCGGAGGAGUAGCAGUAAUCAUAGUAGUGCAAAUUCAGAAAUUGUUCAGGGGAUGAAAGCAGCCUCCCCACCACUCUCGUCCUUGCUCUCAUCUUUGAUUGGAAAAAUUGUAAGCAUAGUGCGUAAGCUUUGGAUGGUCAUGAUUUGUCAGCAAUGAUAAUUACCAUUUUUAAGAGUAA